Molecule: messenger RNA, 1257 nt
Organism: Syzygium oleosum
Lineage: Eukaryota; Viridiplantae; Streptophyta; Magnoliopsida; Myrtales; Myrtaceae
Product: G-box-binding factor 4-like
Exons: 1
Coding region: 182-889 (235 amino acids)
Biological process (GO): positive regulation of DNA-templated transcription
Cellular component (GO): nucleus
Molecular function (GO): DNA-binding transcription factor activity
Source: RefSeq, a predicted model, not a curated record
GCCCUCCGUUACAUUUCCAUCCGAUUUACAUGGUUAAGUCCACUGUUGUGCCACGUGUCAAUCUGUCUUCUUUUAAUUGACUUUUUCUCUCUCCUCACUAUCUCCCAAGUCCACCUUUUUCAUAAUUCUCGCUCUUUGUCACUCUCUUUCUCUCUGUCCCACAUUAACGACGUCGAAGGUGAUGACCCCAACGACGUCGUCGAGAGCGAAUCGGGAUCUGCAGCUCCAGUCGUCUAUAUCAUCCUCCCUCUCCGCUCUGAUCUCCAAUCUCCAGGACCACCACAACGGCAGCCACGCCGCCGCCGCCGCCAGCGCCGCCGAUAGCUCCGGCGCUGUCACCAUGGACUACCUCCUCAAGAACAUCUACUCCGACGACAGUCCCGCCACUGCCGACCCCUCGCUAUUCAACCACGGCGGGGUGUCGCUGCCGGGCGGGGGCGGCGCCGGAGUCGGGACGACGGUGGACGAGGUGUGGAAGGAGAUCGUGGCGGGGAGCGACCGGGCAAGCGGCAUGUUAGAGGAGGAGCUGACUCUAGAGGAUUUCCUGAUGAAGAACGGGGCUGUGAGGGAAGAGGACGUGAGGAUUGGUGGUGGUGGUGGUGGUGGGGGAGCAGGGGGUUACUGCGGGGACGCGGCGGGGGAUUUGAACGGGCAUUUGAUUCAGGUGGGGGGGACGGUGGGCGUGGGCGUGGGCGACGGCGUUAGUAACAACAAUGGCGGAAUUGUGGGGAGAUUGAUGGUCGGGAGAGGGAAGAGGAGGGCCGUGGAGGAGCCGGUGGAUAAGGCCACGCAGCAGAAGCAGAGGAGGAUGAUCAAGAACCAAGAAUUGCCGACGAGGUCCCGAGAACGCAAGCAGGUAAUUUCAUUUGGUCUUCUCUGUGUGUCAUGAGCUCUCUCUCUCUCCCCUACAACACCCAGAUCUGCCCUUGCUCGACAAGCUUCCACACCUUUUGGUCAUGGAGGAGGGAAUCCAGACCCCCAGCAUCGUCAUCGUCGGCAACCGGUCUUCCGACAAGUCGAGUGUCCUCGAGUCCUUCGCUAGCAUCAACCUGCCAUGAGGGCCUUGUACAGGGUGCGGACCACCAUACGAUUUGUGGACUCAUGGUCCUCCAGAUGCUGAAGAAGAAAAUGAAAAUUUUCUGCUAACCUUUGCUUUGGGUUCGAUGGAGAGAGAGAGAAGAUGGAGAGUUCCAACAGUCAAUGAUGUGGAACUUGGGCGAGGGUGGGGGGAGAGAAAAUGAAAAGGAAAAAAGCGAA